This is a messenger RNA of Polychytrium aggregatum, 1002 nucleotides long. Its product is annotated as nucleophile aminohydrolase. The coding region runs from base 77 to 856 and encodes 259 amino acids. The record is from RefSeq and is a predicted model, not a curated record. The transcript is spliced from 8 exons. Lineage: Eukaryota; Fungi; Chytridiomycota; Chytridiomycetes; Polychytriales. Gene Ontology annotation, cellular component: proteasome core complex, alpha-subunit complex; proteasome core complex; nucleus. Gene Ontology annotation, biological process: ubiquitin-dependent protein catabolic process.
ACCAGCAUCGGUUUGCAGGACAGCCCUGAUCCAGCAGCAGCAGCACCAGCAGCAGCACUCGCACCCACCCCACACCAUGUUCCGCAACCAGUACGACAACGACAUCACCACAUGGUCCCCGCAGGGCCGCAUCCAUCAAGUUGAAUAUGCACUGGAGGCUGUCAAGCAGGGCUCUGCAGCCGUCGGCCUUCGCUCCAGCACACACGUUGCCCUCGUUGCCUUAAAACGAUCGGCUGGCGAGUUGUCUUCCUACCAGAAGAAGCUGAUGCGAAUCGACGAUCACAUUGGAAUUGCCCUGGCGGGACUCACAUCUGAUGCUCGUGUGCUGAGCAACUACAUGCGAACCGAGGCUAUGAGAUCUCGCAUGGUCUACGGCCGUCCCUUGCCCGUCUCCCGACUGGUCAACUCGAUCGGCGAAAAGGCUCAGGUCAACACUCAUCGAUACGGAGGACGGCCCUACGGCGUCGGAAUGCUGGUUGCCGGCCACGAUGAAACUGGCCCUCAUCUGUAUGAGUGCGCUCCCUCCGGCAACGUCUUUGACUACAUCGCCAUGUCGAUCGGCGCCCGCUCCCAGUCAGCAAAGACCUAUCUGGAGAAGCACUUCCCGAGCUUUGCGGAUGCCUCUCUGGAUGACCUGAUCGUCCAUGGCCUCCGUGCCCUUCGGGACUCGCUUCAGCAAGACAAGGAGCUCAAUGUCAGCAACUGCUCCAUCGGCAUCGUCGGAAAGGGCCAGAGCUUCACGCUCAUCGAGGGCGAAGAGCUUCAGAGAUACUUGGACUUGCUCGGCGACAGCAAUCCCCGCGGUGGACAACCCGAGGCUCCCGCCGGCGACGCCUCUGCCAUGGACACAGAAUAAGCUGCAACAUCGCUGAUGAUCCCAGCCAUGCCAUUCAAUAUACGCGCAUGUCGGCAACAUAGCUACUCGAUACUGGCCCAGCUGCAGGGCUUGGCUUUGGGCGGCGAGCGAUAAUGGAUGGAGUGGCCAGCAACAAAUCUAUUGAG